AUGUCGUCCAAAAGCUCUUCAAGGGCCGACUGGGCACCUUACGUCGGCAAACCUAAGCUCGUGAUCGCCAUCGAUUUGGGCACCACAUUUUCUGGCGCUUCCUAUGUGAUCUUACAGCCUGGAGUGAGGCCGACGGUGGAAGACAUCAAAGCGUACCCCGGGCAAUCGUCCGCCAACAGCAAGGUUCCAUCCGUGAUCCUUUAUGACAAGAAUGGAACAGCGCGGCUCUUUGGAGCCGAAGCAGUCGCGGGGGGACCGGCCGAGCAGCUGCUCGAGGAGGGAGGACAGCUGGCGAAAUGGUGGAAAGUCCAUCUCAAGCCCGAUCACUUGGACGUGCGACUUGAUCUUCAAGACCUGCAGGGCGACGCCAAGCACGAGGACGUCGAUCGCUAUCAAGAGCUUCCCUUCGGUCUGGAUGCGGAGCAAAUCUGCUCUGACUUCCUCAAGUAUAUGGUCACUUGCGUCGGCGCCUACAUUCGCUCCCGUGACUCAAACGGCCUCGACAUGCUGGCAAACCUCGCACCCUCUGCAGAAUAUGUACUGACAAUCCCAAAUGGGUGGGAGAUUGAGCAGCAGCAUGCGCUGCGGCGAGCGUGCGUCACCAACGGCCUGGUCCCAGCAAGCCGAUCUCACGCUAUCAGCUUCGUAAGCGAGGCGGAGGCCUCUGUCAACUUUUGCGCUCGCUCUGCGGGCUCACGCAAGUGGUGCAUCAAGGCCGGCCAGGAUCUGAUCGUGUGCGAUGCAGGAGGCGGCACCGUCGAUAUUUCGUCGUAUCGUGUUUGCAAAACCGCGCCGCGCAUCGUGCUUGAGGAGACCUUUGCCAGCACGUGUCUCAUCGCUGGCUCCACCACCGUUGACUGCCGCGCUCGCGAGCUCUUGACCAAGCGUCUAAAGGGCACACGCUGGGACAACGCUGAUGACCUUGCAGCCCUUGAGACUCGCUUCUCUGAAACAAUCAAGGAGGCUUUCGUUAGCGCAGCAGAUCAGCAGUAUCUAACCAUCGGUAGCGCCAGCGAGAGCUUGCCCGACAAGGCAAUCCGGCGCGGGAAGCUAGUGCUCAGCGGCACCGACGUCGCAGAUUUGUUUGAAGUGAGCUUGAGCGACACACAAGAGGCCAUUGAAGAGCGCAUCACAACCGAGACGUCACAUACUCUCGUCGCAAUGGUGGGCGGCUUCUCGGAGAGCGUCUACUUCCGCGAGGAAUUGCAGGCACGACUUGGCGACCGAGUCAAGCUGUACAAGCCUGACGAAGCGACUGCCAAGGCGGUCGCCAAUGGAGCCAUUGCAUGGUAUCUCGAUGGCUUGGUGACCUCUCGCAUUGCCAAGGUCGACUACGGAAUCCAGUGUGCAAAGCUGUAUCGCCGCCAUGAGGCCUCUCAUGCUGCACGCAAAGCGCUCGUGUACAAGUCAAUCGACGGACGACACAAACUGCCUGGUUCAUUCAGUACGAUACUUUCGAUGGGUUCUAAAGGCGCAACCGAUCAAGAAUUCAUCGAGAGCUACAGUAUGACCUUUACGCCUGAUGAGACUCUCGAACGCGAGAUCAAGCUCUGGGUCUAUCGACGCGAAGAAGGAGCACCGGUGGGAGAGUUUAUCGACGAACCUGGUUUCAAAAAUGUUUGCUCUUUCCGGGCAAAUAUGGAGCCCUUUCGAUCAAUUAUUCCCGUUCGCCAAACAGCAAAAGGUCGGCCUUUCCUCGAGGUGUCCUUCAAAUUAGCCAUGCGGCUGACUGGCACCGAGCUUCAGGCUCAGACAAUCUUUCAGCAUGGAGGACAGACCUUCCGCGGUCCCGCGGCCACCGUCAUUGCUUCGCAGACCUGA
This is a messenger RNA of Jaminaea rosea, 1821 nucleotides long. RefSeq lists its product as hypothetical. The record is from RefSeq and is a predicted model, not a curated record. The coding region runs from base 1 to 1821 and encodes 606 amino acids. The transcript is spliced from 5 exons. NCBI's taxonomy places the organism in Eukaryota, Fungi, Basidiomycota, Exobasidiomycetes, Microstromatales.